CUUAAAAUUUGCAUAUAUAUGUCAUGUCGGCCGUCGAGUAUAACACGGAUAAUUGUAAUGACGCAGAAUUAAAUCAUUUUGGGUGGAAAAGCAACGGAAGUAGGGUGGGUCGUUCGUCAACGAGCUGGUUAAAAACAGCAAGGAGUCGAAUCACCAUUAUUUCGUACUGAGUCUGCAAAAAUAAUAGAAACAAUCACAUCACUUAAGGCAUGCUUUGAUUAUUUUUACACCAUUUAAAAAUAAUUACAAGGUAAUAAAUGCCUGUGAGAUGCUUUCAUCAAAAUAACACAAAGAUCAUGAAUUAUAGCACACUUAUUUAUUUAUUCUUUAGACUUAGAUUUCAGUACAUUUAUGCAUACGUAACCGUGUUUGUUUUGUUGUCAAACUAGUUCGGCAGCUCUCUCCUGGGUCAUUUGUCAUUUUUAAACCCCAGCAGACUUUUAGUUACAGCUGACCAAGUAAUUGAGCAAUAAGACCAGCUGACUUAAAAUCAAAGUAACAAAGUAGAUUACACAAAUAAAAAAGCCAGAAUGGACCUCUAUAACGAACAAAGCAGUUGGAAUGGGAGGGGACUUUUCUUUUUACGCUGCUGUGCGCACGACGGUGCACUUCACACUGUUUACAUGAAGGGGGCAGCAUCACGGGCCAACUAUUAGCCGAGGCUAUCAAAGCCUUGCAAAAAAAAAAAAAAAGAAAUCAGCGCUCUCUCCAAGGAAACAAAACAAUAUAGAAUCUGGUUUACGGCGUGCCUCAAGCCCGGAGCCUUCCUCCAAACGACUACGCGCUUUCCCGUGGAAUGAGCAUUCCAUGCAGCAUCCUAGGUAUGAAUGACGUGGCCUGGCAGGAGACGAGAGGUGGGAUGCUGCAUGCAAAUGGAACUCCUGAUGCCGGAGUUGUCAGGGUCCACAGCGGAGGGCCCCUCGCCGCAGUGGCUGGCCAGGCUUCAGGAGGCCCCCACUUACAAGGCAUGGACAGGGCAGGCAACCCCACGCCGGGAACGCCGCAGCCGCCGCUGAGCGGUCGUUCGCAGGACGACGCUAUGGUCGGAUACUUCUUCCAGAGGCAGCCCGGGGAACAGCUGGGGGGUUGCGCGCCGAGCAAGCACCGCUGGCCUACCGGGGACCCCAAUCACGUUGAUCAGGUCCGCGCUGUGGAUGAAAUGAACUACGACUUUCAAGCUCUUGCUUUGGAGUCCAGAGGAAUGGGAGAGCUUUUGCCAGCCAAAAAGCUGUGGGAUUCCGAUGAACUGGCGAAGGAUGGAAGAAAAGGAAUGCUUCUUGGAGAGGAGUGGAGGGAUAAUGCAUGGGGCUCAUCACACCACUCAGUCUCCCAGCCAAUCAUGGUCCAGCGACGACCGGGUCAGGGUUUCCACGGCAACGGCGAUGCCAAUUCCGUGCUGUCGCCUCGCUCGGAGGGCGGCGGUUUGGGUGUGAGCAUGGUGGAGUACGUCCUGAGCUCGUCUCCUGGCGACAAGAUGGACGCCCGGUACAGGAACGGCGGCUAUGGCGGAGGCGAUACGGACCAGGACGGGAGAGAGAAGAACGAUGGCACUGAGAAAGUUUCUCCUUUUGAGGAAGACAAGAGCCCAGAGUUGAAAGUGGGGGAUGACGGAGAUGCCACAAAAGCCAACGGAAGGAGUUUACUAAAUGGCAUGGACAGAGACUGCAAAGACUUCAAUCCAACUCCAGGAAGCCGUCAAGCUUCUCCAACUGAGGCUGUGGAGAGGAUGGGCCCGAACCAGGCGGGACUGGAGAUGAUGGCCCAGCACCAUGUCCACGCCCACGUUCACGCACACAACCUUGCUCAUGCGCUGCAACAACAGAACCACAACAAGGGCCCGGUGGAGGACUUUCAGAACCAAGAAGCCCAAAACAUGGGUGGUAUGGAGCAACAAGCCGGCGUGGAGUCCCUCCAGUUUGAAUAUGCCGGGAACCAGAUUCAGGUGGAUUCCUCUGGAACGCCAGUGGGGUUGUUUGACUACAACUCUCAGCAGCAGUUGUUCCAGCGGUCAAAUCCCCUCACUGUUCAGCAGCUCACAGCUGCCCAGCAGCAACAGUACGCUCUGGCGGCGGCUCAACAGCAGCACCUUGCUGGCCUCGCUCCUGCAUUUGUGCCAAACCCUUACAUCAUCAACGCCGGACCCCCCGGAACCGAUCCGUACACCGCAGCAGGCUUGGCGGCGGCGGCUACUCUUGCAGGGCCCACGGUGGUUCCACCGCAGUACUAUGGUGUUCCUUGGGGUGUGUACCCAGCCAAUCUUUUUCAGCAACAGGCCGCAUCCACUGCCAAUCACUCUGCUAAUCAGCAAGCAUCCAAUCAGGGACCAGGGCCAGGCCAACCUCAGCAGGUAAUGCGCACAGGUAACAACCAGCGUCCGCUCACGCCCGGGCAAGGUCAACAAAGCCAGCAGGAAUCUUUGGCGGCGGCGGCUGCCGCCGCAAACCCCGCACUGGCCUACGCGGGAAUGUCCGGUUAUCAGGUGUUGGCCCCUGCAGCUUACUACGAUCAGACCGGGGCCCUGGUCAUGGGCCCUGGUGCUCGGACCGGACUUGGAGGACCGGUUCGUUUAGUGCAGACUCCUCUGCUCAUCAAUCCUGCAGCAGCGCAGGCUGCAGCUGCAGCGUCUGCGUCAGGUUCUGGGAACAACAUGUCGGGCCCUCCGGCAAACGGCAUGUACCGCUCCAUGCCUCAACCCCAACCUCAGCAGCAACAGGCCCCCCAGCAGAACAGCGGCCUGCAAUCGAGCUCCUUCUCCUUCUCUGUUCCCAACACCUCUCAGAGCAGCUCGCUUUUCUCGCAUACGUCCGCUCCGCCCCCGCCGCAGAGCUCUUCGCUGGGCUUCAGCAGCACCGGCAGCUCCCUGGGCGUCGGUCUGGCGUCCGCUCUCGGAGGAUUCGGCUCUUCGGUGCCGAGCUCUACAAGUAGCAGCGUGUCUCGCAGGGACUCCCUGUUGACAAGCUCUGAGCUUUACAAGCGCGGCGGCAGCAGCAGUUUAACUCCCAUCGGCCAGCCCUUUUACAACAGCCUGGGUUACUCCUCCUCACCCAGCCCCAUCGGACUCACCCCCGGCCACUCCCCUCUCACUCCCCCACCUUCUCUGCCCUCCUCUCACGGGUCCUCCUCCAGCCUUCACCUCGGUGGCUUGACAAAUGGCAGCGGGCGUUACAUCUCCGCAGCACCCGGAGCCGAGGCCAAGUACCGCAGCGCCGGCGGGACCACCAGCCUGUUCAAUUCCAGCAGCCAGCUCUUCCCGCCGGCUCGGCCCCGCUACAGCCGCUCGGACGUGAUGCCGUCCGGCCGCAGCCGCCUCCUGGAAGACUUUAGGAACAACCGCUUCCCCAACCUUCAGCUCCGAGACCUGCCUGGACACAUGGUGGAGUUCUCUCAAGACCAACAUGGAUCCAGAUUCAUCCAGCAGAAGCUGGAGCGGGCCAGUCCCGCUGAGAGACAGAUGGUUUUCGGAGAGAUUCUCCAAGCCGCGUACCAGCUGAUGACAGAUGUGUUUGGCAACUACGUCAUCCAGAAGUUCUUCGAGUUUGGUAGCGCUGACCAGAAGCUGGCUUUGGCCACUCGCAUCCGCGGCCAUGUCCUCCCGCUGGCCUUACAGAUGUACGGCUGCAGGGUGAUUCAAAAAGCCCUGGAGUCCAUUUCUUCUGACCAGCAGGUAAUUAGCGACAUUGUUCGUGAGCUGGAUGGCCAUGUUUUAAAGUGCGUGAAGGACCAGAAUGGAAACCAUGUGGUGCAGAAGUGCAUUGAGUGUGUGCAGCCUCAAGCGCUACAGUUCAUUAUCGAUGCCUUCCAAGGCCAGGUUUUCGUCCUCUCCACGCACCCCUACGGCUGUAGAGUCAUCCAACGGAUUUUGGAGCACUGCACCCAGGAGCAGACUUUGCCAAUACUGGAAGAGCUGCAUCAGCACUCGGAGCAGCUGGGUCAGAAAUAUCAAGGCGUAUCAUUGGAGAUGACACCCAAAACAUAUUAUACAGUGUCCCGUGAUGCACUGUUCAAGGAUCAGUACGGCAACUACGUAAUUCAGCAUGUUUUGGAGCACGGGAGACCGGAAGACAAGAGCAAGAUUGUUGCAGAAGUGCGUGGGAAAGUCCUUCUACUCAGCCAACAUAAAUUUGCAAGCAACGUGGUGGAGAAGUGCGUGAUCCACUCCUCACGUGCCGAGAGAGCUCUUCUGAUCGACGAGGUGUGCUGCCAGAAGGACGGCCCCCACAGCGCCCUGUACACGAUGAUGAAGGACCAGUACGCCAACUACGUUGUCCAAAGAAUGAUCGACAUGGCUGAACCUGCUCAGCGCAAAAUCAUCAUGCACAAGAUCCGGCCUCACAUUGCCACCUUACGCAAGUACACCUAUGGGAAACACAUUCUGGCCAAGCUGGAAAAGUACUACAUGAAGAGCGGGUCGGAGUUGGGUCCCAUCGGUGGCCCCGCAAACGGCCUCAUGUAGUCAAAUCCGCCAUCUUGGAUUCCCCCAUAAAAAGAGGCAAAUGUUCUCAGCAUGUUUAAAUUUUUCUCUCAAUUCUUUUUUCCCGUGGGGCAAUUACCCAAAAAACAAAAAAGUUAAUUUCACCCUAAAAUGAAUGCUGUGACAGCUAACACGUGGUGAGGUCCCAGGCUUAUUUUGUUGGGUAAAGCACAAGGCCAUUGUUAAUUAUGUAAUUGAUCUAUUUCAUAUUGUACUUUUUUUUUUUUUUACCUUGUAAAUUCUUUGUAGAAAGAGAAACACAUUUGCUGAAACUUAACAUUCACACCAGCAAGUGACCUAUCAAUCGCUGAAACGGAGUGGCAGAAAUUCCAUUUACUUUCAAAAGCGACUCGUCUAAGCCCAGGAAUAUUUACGUAGGACCCCACGUGGAGUUGAUUUCCCCACACAGUGUCCCCAUGCCAAAGCAACUGAUUUCAAACAGCAUGGCACAGACUAAAUGUCACAAACGCCUCUGUCCACAGGUCUGUGCUAUGCGUGAGGUGCCACGGGUCUUUUGAGCGAGACCUUUUUGCUUGCUUGAAACGGGGGAACAAAUCAGUGGUAGUGUUUUUAAACGGGGCCUUUUUCCUGCCUUGUCCUCCCCGGCCCCUUUUGCAUCCUUUCCUCCUCCCUCGCCAGCAAGAGCGAUGGAAGUUGACCUUGUCGGUCAGCUGCUCAAAAGUCUUGAGUUGUUUUGGUACCCAAAGAGAGACUGGCUGAGCCCAAAGAGGCUCCCCCACUUCCAUUUGUCACACGAUGUAACAGGUACUAACAAAAAAAAAAAAAAGGUAUUAAGUUAUACAGCGACGAUUUAAUGAUGUGGUGAGAGGCAUUGGCGGCAUGCUGUGGUAGGUUGAACUAUAAUGAUGAUUUUUUUUUUUUUUUUGCCCCUCUUGAUCCUUUUUAGUGUCUUUAAGUAAGAAAUGAACACUGCUCUGAGCUAAUUUUACGUACUAAAUAAUCUCUUGCUUAAAAAGUAGUUUAGUGUAGCAUCUUUUUGUGUGAUUCUUAAUUGUUGCUUUCCGGUCGCUGUGAUUGACUUAAGCCCCCUCCUCAACUCAUCCACCACCUAAGAAUAGUCGAAAUUGUAAAGGGGAGCUUUAUCCCAGCAUUGUACAUGAGAUGGAAUUAUUACUGGGGACUCGGAAGAAGGGAUUUAUAAGUCAGAUUUUUAAAUCUCCAACGUUUGUAUUUUUCAACUCUUUUGAUUGGAUGCCGGUGGGGCCAUCUAAACCUAUACAACUGUCCUGUAAUACUUGUAGUGAUGGCUUCUUUGAAUUGUAGAAUAUAUGUAGUAUAUGUGCAGUCAGUAAUUGUAAGAUUAUUAUUAUUAUUAUCCUUAUUAUUAUUAGCCUCAGUGAGAAAAAUGUCUAGUGGUGUUUGACAGGCCUUGCAAACUUGUAGUGAUGCUUUUAUUCCCUCUGUACAGUUGUACAUUUGUAACUGUUUAUGCUGUAAAUGGGAUGUCUUCUACAUUUUAGUGGGGAGGAAAAAGGCAAAAAGUGUGCAUUUUGACGUGUGUGUAUAUUCAUCACUCCUUUCGCCCCGUUGAAUUUUAUGUAUACAGUUUUAUCUGAGCAAGUGUUAUUUGAAAGAGAAAAAAAUCAUUUUUAAGGCUUCACAAUCUGGCGUGUAAUUUUCUUUUUAAUCUCCUAUGGGAAAAGGCCAGCCUCUUAUUUGUACUGGAGCUGCUGUAACAUCCACUGUCGAUAGUCUUUCUGAUGUGUGACACUUUUCAAAGAAAAUACGGAUUUUAAAAACAAAAAAAAUCCUCAAAAUCAGAGGCUGCCUUUUAAUUGUCUGCUGACCUCACAGGAUAUGACAAAUAUUUUUGUACAGAAAAGGCUGUAUUUUGGAACGGCUACUACCUUGUAAGCAAAAAACAUUGUAAAAUAUUGUCAAUUAUAUAAAUAUGAACAUAUGAGUUUUGUCACACUGUCAAAGUCAUGUACAUUUUCAGGUGGCCUUAUGUACAUUUCCAGCUGUUAGAUGAAGAAAACAAACUCAUUUUUGGAGGCAGAAUUGUGACUAUGUAUGAUUAAACUGUUCUUCUAACAUUU
This is a messenger RNA of Syngnathus typhle (broad-nosed pipefish), 6531 nucleotides long. It is a transcript of the gene pum2, whose product is annotated as pumilio RNA-binding family member 2. NCBI's taxonomy places the organism in Eukaryota, Metazoa, Chordata, Actinopteri, Syngnathiformes, Syngnathidae. Gene Ontology annotation, biological process: regulation of mRNA stability; miRNA processing. The coding region runs from base 797 to 4453 and encodes 1218 amino acids. Gene Ontology annotation, cellular component: cytosol; cytoplasm. Gene Ontology annotation, molecular function: mRNA 3'-UTR binding. The transcript has 23 exons. The record is from RefSeq and is a predicted model, not a curated record.